Molecule: messenger RNA, 681 nt
Organism: Trichoderma harzianum CBS 226.95
Lineage: Eukaryota; Fungi; Ascomycota; Sordariomycetes; Hypocreales; Hypocreaceae
Exons: 5
Coding region: 1-681 (226 amino acids)
Source: RefSeq, a predicted model, not a curated record
AUGUCUUUUUCUGCCUUGCGUAAAAUAUCAAGUCCCCAGUUAGGUAGGAAGCAUCUACAUGAGGCUAGCCCUGCCGCUGGUACAUUAUUUGCAUCUGCUGGGACCAGCCCCAAGAGCGACGAUGAGAUGACAUGGCCUUGUCUCUCCUUCGCCAACUACUGCCACCACCACCACCAAAACCUCAAGGGUUGCGUCGUAGUGGCUGGCUCCAUCAGCAAGGGACCUCCCACCCCUGGCACUGCCCAGUUGGACGAAUACGGCAUCCUUUCAAGGCGAAAAAGAGGGAAUGACGGCCUCUCGAUUGGGCGAUUCGUACCGGCUAUCGCUCGAGAUGCUUCUUCCCAUACGAUACACGGGGCCUUUCCAAUGGGCAAUCCAUACGAUGAUCCGGCUCCCGGUCCGUCGAUGAGAUUGGAUGGAGACGCCGACAGGAACCCUCCCAUAGGAAUUGCCACGAGGCCCGAGAAGGCUGCAUCCCGCACAAAAGAAGACGUCAGGAUUGCAGUGCAGUGCAGUGCAGUGCAGGAAAAUGCGGUGCUUAGUUGCACAUCGGUAGCCUCUACGAUUGGGCUGACUCACGCGCAACCUCAGCCCUACGGCUUGAUCAAAGCGGGCAAAGUCCACGCCCCCAAAAAAAGGGCCGUCAGCCACCCUGCCACCCACAACUCCCCUAUGGGAUGA